Ostertagia ostertagi is the source of this 828-nucleotide messenger RNA. The record is from the annotation of a GenBank genome assembly. NCBI's taxonomy places the organism in Eukaryota, Metazoa, Nematoda, Chromadorea, Rhabditida, Trichostrongylidae.
AUGACGCACCCCACACCGCUCGUUUUGGAGGGCAAUGAAGUCAAGCUCCGUUUGCAAGCGGAGCGCGUUCAAACCGGUUCGCCCGUUCAUGUCGAUUGGCUCCGCUUCACGGUCAACCUGCGGUUCGCUCCAAUCCCCACGGUCGAGCAUCUUUUCCCACCCGCCCAGGCAUCUGAAUUCGACCUCCGGUCGGAGCAUCAACUGAGCGAAGACGACCGCCGCCGCGCCAAGCUCUGCCACCUGCUGCGCGACAUUCCAGACCCUGAUUUCGCCGCCAGCACACAGGCCCUUGAGGUCGCCAACAACGUUUGCGAAAUCCUCGGUGAAGGCUUCACCGUGGACCCGGAAAUGAAGAAGGGCCACGACUUCUACCGGCACCGCUGGAGCAUCGUCCGCGCUGGCAAUGAAUGCGGAUGGGUCGGCUUCCUCGCCUCUGGCGAAAGCCCACGGCAACGCGCCCAAUCGAAGACCAUUCAUUGCAACCUGUACGGCGUCGCCUGCACGUUCGCUGCCCCAGGCUGGGCACCACGCAUGGCCGACUACAUGGACGAACAUCGCGCCCUUGUCACGCGCUGUGAUCUGGCCUUGGACUUCUUCGAAGGCAUCAGCGGCGGUAUGGAUCGCGUUGCCAGCGACUACGACGCCGGGGCCAUGGAUCACUACGGCCACAGGCCUGACCACAACUGCGUGGGCGCAUGGCGCGCUGGUGGUGUGGGGCGUUCCUUCUACUUCGGCAGCAAGGCCGCAGGCAAGCAAACGAACGUCUAUGACAGUGCUUUUGCCAAUAAAUCCAUCGUCGCUUGCAUGGUGAAUUCCCUUCAACGUUGA